This is a messenger RNA of Serpula lacrymans var. lacrymans S7.9, 766 nucleotides long. RefSeq lists its product as uncharacterized. NCBI's taxonomy places the organism in Eukaryota, Fungi, Basidiomycota, Agaricomycetes, Boletales, Serpulaceae. The record is from RefSeq and is a predicted model, not a curated record. The transcript has 4 exons. Bases 410 to 706 code for a protein of 98 amino acids.
AAACACGCAACAUGCACCCAAACCCGUAUUCCCCGUACAUGCCAUAACUCACAUCAAUUGAACCCCACCGCUCGAGGGCCGAGGCUUUCCUACCACAUUGAGCAUGGAAAGUACCUAGAGGAACGGCCCCCUUUUUUUCGUGUUUGCCUCCGUGGAUUCAAUGUUUACUGUCCGUUUGACCGGUUAAAAUUUUUAUCUAUGCCUUUUCCAGCAAGAGAGUAGGGCAGCAGCAAGAAAGAAGGGCAAACCGGUCAAAACAGAUUCCCUCCCAUGAAAAAAGGUCUUCUUUUUGUACCGUCCAUUUUAUAAGGCCUCCGAAACCUUCAGAGAAACGCACGUUCAGUUUUACCUCUUUUGAAUCCAACAACUUCGAGAACUAUAUAUCGCCUCAUUGUCUGACACCCCAUCAAUGAUGGAAUCUGAAACCGUGUACAAACCCUUGUCUAUCAAUUAUGCAGACGUCAAUGACGUCCGAACGGCCCAGAUACGGGCAGUUCUCCUUCCAACAAUAAGCGAACAAGACGAGGAUGAGGACGAGGUCGCUACCUUGUCAAUGGAUCAGGAGCCUGUGCGCGAGCGCCACACAUGUUGUCUCGACCACGUUGCGUUUAGAAGGCUUAUGCCAAUUGAACUCGGGAGAACCCCUCCACCACAUACGGCUUCUUUCUUAGCUCUUUCAUUGAACCGCACCGCCGCAAGUUGGUAACCAUAAUAUUUCUUAAUUUAUCUACGGUACAUAUAUGGCACCCAAUGCCCAUGAACUCAA